Sesamum indicum (sesame) is the source of this 3682-nucleotide messenger RNA. RefSeq lists its product as uncharacterized. Gene Ontology annotation, molecular function: methyltransferase activity; oxidoreductase activity. Lineage: Eukaryota; Viridiplantae; Streptophyta; Magnoliopsida; Lamiales; Pedaliaceae. The record is from RefSeq and is a predicted model, not a curated record.
UAAUUAGUCAUUAACAAAAACAGAGGCUAACAAUAGAGCUGUGGGUUGCUACCAUAGCAUAUGCACAUAUAUUAUAAAUCGAUAGAAGCUGCAGCCUGCAGGCUAGAGAAGAUUGUGUGAUCAAGUAGUGCAUGCACAGUCUGUCCUCUACACUUGAGAAUUAAAAGUUCGACUAGCUUGUCGAGGAUGAGGGUAGCCGUGGUGGGAGGCGGUGUAAGCGGGCUGGCGGCCGCAUAUGUUUUAGCAAAAGAUGGGGUGGAAGUGGUGGUGUACGAGAAGGAGGACGCCUUAGGUGGCCGUGCCAAGACAGUUGACAUCGGUGGCACUCUUCUUGACCUUGGUUUUACUGUCUUUACUCGGGUUAUGCAUCCAGAAACUAUUGAAUUGUUGGAGAGUCUUGGAGUUGAUAGGGAGCUCUGUGACAUGUCAUCAUUCUCUGUGAGCUUGGAUGAGGGUCAAGGGUGUGAAUGGGGGACCCGAAACGGGGUCUCAAGUUUGUUUGCACGAAAGACGAAUGCUUUAAAUCCCUACUUUUGGAAUAUGAUUAGAGAAAUGGUUAAGUUCAAGAAUGAUGCGUCAUCUUAUGUUGAGGAGCUUGAAAGCAAUCCAGACAUUGAUCGAAAUGAGACUCUAGAGCACUUCAUUCAGUCAUGUGGUUACUCUGAGUUGUUCCAGAAGGCUUUUCUUGUCCCGACUUGUGCUUCUAUCUGGUCUUGCUCUUCAGGAGUAAUGAACUUCUCUGCUUAUUCUGUACUUUCAGUUUUGCGAAAUGACCCCACUUUGCAGCUUAUCGGUCGCUCUCAAAGACUUACUCCAACAUGGCGUUCGGAAAGUUAUGUUGAUAAGGUUAAGAAAGAGCUGGAAAGUAGAGGCUGCCAAAUAAGAACCAAUUCUGAAAUAUGUUCAGUUUUUGCAAAUGAUGAGGGUUGUGCUAUAACUUGUAAGGAUGGCUCGAAAGAAGGAUAUGACGGGUGCAUAAUUGCAACGGAUGCUCCAGAUGCUCUCAAGAUGUUAGGGAAGCAUGCAACACAUGAUGAAUUAAGGAUACUCGGUGCCUUUCAAUACGCCUGCAGUGAUACUUUCCUUCAUCGUGACAAUGAUUUAAUGCCCAAAAACCCAGCACUAUGGAGCUCAAGGAAUUUUCUUGGCACUAUCGAUAAGAAAGCUUAUAUAACAUAUUGGCUUAACAAUAUGCAGAAUAUCAACGACACUGUGCUUCUGUUCUUUUUUACCCUGAAUCCACCUCACACACCUAAAAGUACCUUAUUCAAGUGGUCAACCAGGCACCCAAUCCCAUCUGUUGCUGCUUCAAAAGCUUUACGUCAACUCAAUCUUAUCCAAGGAAAGAGGAGAUUGUGGUUCUAUGGAGCAUAUCAAGGCUAUGGCUUCCCCGAGGAUGGAAUCAAGGCAGGUAUAUCUGCUGCAAACGACUUGCUUAGAAAAAGUUAUACUGUUCAGUAUAAUCGCAAACACACGAUACCAUCGUGGCUUGAAAUUGGGGCGCGAGGUCUUGUCACGAGGUUUCUUGAGAGAUUUAUUGCUACUGGCUGCAUAACUUUAUUGGAAGAAGGAGGUACCGCUUUUACAUUUGAAGGUACUAGAAGAAAGAGCAAUUUAAAAGUUACUCUGAGAGUUCAUACACCGCAGUUCUAUUGGAAGGUAGCAACAGAAGCUGAUUUAGGCUUUGCUGAUGCCUACAUUAAUGGGGACUUCUCUUUCAUUGAUAAGGAUGAGGGCCUUCUCAACCUUUUCCUGAUAUGCAUAGCCAGUACAGAAUUGAAUACUUAUAUGACAAAGUUAAACAAGAAAAGAGGGUGGUGGACACCGUUGCUUUACACUUCUAUAGUAUCUUCUGCAAAAUAUUUCUUUAAGCAUGCUGCAAGGAAGAAUACACUAACUCAGGCGCGCCGAAACAUCUCACAGCAUUAUGACCUAAGCAAUGAAUUAUUUUCUCUAUUUUUGGACGAAACAAUGACCUACUCUUGCGCAAUGUUUAAGACACCAGAUGAAGAUUUGAAGAAUGCACAGCUAAGGAAAACCCAUACUUUGAUUGAAAAGGCAAGAAUUAGUAAGGAGCAUCACAUUCUAGAGAUCGGAUGCGGAUGGGGAAGUUUAGCUCUUGAAGCAGUCAAACGGACUGGAUGUAAGUACACCGGCAUCACUCUCUCUGAGAAACAACUGCAAUAUGCACAACUCAAAGUGAAAGAAGCUGGCCUGCAGGAUCGAAUUGAACUUCUUCUGUGUGACUACCGCCAAUUGCCUAAGAGCUACAAAUAUGACAGGAUAAUUUCAUGUGGGAUGAUAGAGCAUGUGGGGCAUGAAGUUAUGGAAGAAUUCUUUAGGUGCUGUGAAUCUGCAUUAGCAGAAAACGGUCUUCUUGUUCUCCAGUUCAUAGCAUCGGCUGAUGAGAAGUAUGAUGAGUCCAGGCGCAGCCCGGGCUUCGUCAAAGAAUAUAUAUUCCCUGGUGGAUGUACGCCUUCGCUUAGCCAUGUAAUAUCUUGCAUGGCCGCUGCAUCCAGACUUAGUGCUGUGCACCUAGAAGAAAUAGGAUGCCAUUACUUCCACACGCUCAGACGUUGGCGGGAAAACCUCCUGAAAAACCACAGUAAAAUUCUGGCUAUGGGAUUCAAUGAGAAGUUCAUACGUACAUGGGAAUACUACUUUGACUAUUGUGCUGCUGGGUUCAAAUACUGUAUUCUUGGAGAUUAUCAGAUUGUAUUCAGUCGACCAGGCGAUGUUGCAGCAUUUAGCAAUAAACCAUACAACGCUGUGCCUGGUGAUUAUUGAGUAUGUGCUUCGAUUGGAAUUAGCUGCUUCAUCAAAUAAAUAUCAUGGCUCCUAUCUCAUGUCGUUCUAUAAUCUAAUCUCUCUGUUGUGCUGUUGAAACAAUGAGUUGAAAUGUAACAAAGAAAACUACAGUCUGAACAUUAAAAAUGUCUGUAACAUCAGCAGACUACCAACCAAUGCUUAAGAGGAUUUUCCUCUCUUCUUUAUAAGUCUUCCGUUUGAGUCGGAGAAAGGCCCAAUCCAGAGAAUGAAAUACCAUUUUCUCAUCAACUGAAUAUUAUUGAUAAUAAAUAAACCUUUUGCUUUCAUUAUUCUGAGAAUUAGAGUGCACAUUAUGCUAAGGGGGAUAAAUCUAAGUCUCACAUCCUAACGCUAUUACCACUGCCGGCUGGUUUCAGACAACGGCUUGCUGUGUUGGCAAUCAGCAACAUCAAAAGAGCAAAGAACACCACCUGGUAAUCAAAAUUCUAAACUCUAGGAUUUUGACAGCUAGAGGAAACAAUAAUCUUGAAGCAGAAGUAAGAUCUCUAAAAGGAAUUUAGACCAUAUUACAGCACAAUAGCCAACUCUGAGGAAUUCACAAGCAGGAGAAAUAUUCUCAACUUUAAAUGAAAGAUAGCUAUCUUACCAAAAGCAAUGGCCAAGAAAAGAGGACAGAUGAACAAACAGUGAACCGUCAAUUCUCUUUGCUUCAGAAAAAGGAUCCUAUGAGUUACUAGAACGAUUACCAGUUUGCGAAUAUUGUGGAGAAAUUUAUGAGAUCACUUCUGUCUCCUACUCUGUAAUGUAAACAGACUAACAAGAAAUUGGAACAUUGAGCCAUAUAUAUCAUAUCAUGAGAGCUAGACCAGUUGCCUUCCAGGAUCAACAUAACCAAGUUAGCGCUUUGAUUCUU